Tinamus guttatus (white-throated tinamou) is the source of this 1611-nucleotide messenger RNA. Its product is annotated as pantetheinase. Gene Ontology annotation, biological process: pantothenate metabolic process. Gene Ontology annotation, molecular function: pantetheine hydrolase activity. The record is from RefSeq and is a predicted model, not a curated record. Lineage: Eukaryota; Metazoa; Chordata; Aves; Tinamiformes; Tinamidae.
AUGCUCGCUUUGCAGCCGCUGGCCCAGGCCGUGGUCGCUGCCCUCCUCGUGCUCCAGGCCGCCGCCUCGGAGCGCUUCACGGCGGCCGUGUACGAGCACGCGGUGAUCCUGCCACCAGCCGCCAUCCAGCCUCCCUCUGCCGAGGACGCGCUGGCACUCAUGGACAAGAACAUGGACGUCUUGGAAAGGGCCAUCCAGGAAGCCGCCCGGCAGGGUGCCCACAUCAUUGUGACUCCUGAAGACGGCAUUUAUGGCUGGCGCUUCACCAGAGAAAACAUCUACCCCUACCUGGAGGAUAUUCCUGACCCGGAGGUCAACUGGAUUCCCUGCACUGAUCCCAAAAGGUUUGCUCCUGCUCCAGUGCUGGAACGACUCAGCUGCAUGGCCAGGAAUAACUCUAUCUAUGUGGCGGCAAACGUGGGCGACAAGAAGCUGUGUAACUCCAGUGACCCGGGGUGCCCCAGCGACGGUCGCUACCAGUACAACACGGAUGUUGUCUUUGACUCGGAAGGGAAGUUAGUAGCACGUUAUCAUAAGUAUAACCUCUUUAUGUUAGAAACUAUCCCGUUUAAUAUCCCUAAGGAGCCAGAAGCUGUCACUUUUGAGACACCCUUUGGGAAGUUUGGCAUCUUCACUUGCUUCGACAUACUUUUCCACGACCCUGCAGUGGUUCUGGUGAAUGAGUUACAGGUGGACACUGUGUUGUUCCCAACUGCUUGGAUGAACGUCUUGCCUUUUCUGACUGCUGUUGAAUUUCACUCUGCCUGGGCUAUGGGCAUGGGUGUCAAUUUACUUUCAGCAAAUACGCACAAUAUCAGCAUGGAAAUGACAGGGAGUGGUAUUUAUGCACCAGAUGGAGCCAGAACAUAUUAUUACAAUAUGAAAACAGAGGAUGGUCAUCUCCUUGUUACUGAACUCAGUUCACAUCCUCGUCUUUCUCCUGCCUACCCUUCUGCUAUCAACUGGAGCUCCUAUGCUUCAAGUGUCAAGAGAUUCUCAGCAAAUGACCACGAUUUCAGUGGGCUCAUCUUCCAUGACAUGUUCACUUUCACUGAGCUCACUAAGUCUGAAGGGAAUUUCACAGUUUGCCAGAAAGAUCUCUGCUGUCACUUGAGCUACAAGAUGGCAGGAACACAAGAAGAUGAAGUUUAUGUAUUAGGUGCCUUUGAUGGACUUCAUGUUGUUGAAGGUCAAUACUACCUGCAGAUAUGCACAUUGCUGAAGUGCAAAAGCACAGAGCAGAAGAGCUGCGGGGAGCCUGUGGAGACCGCUCAGACCAAAUUUGACAUGUUUUCUCUGAGUGGCACGUUUGGCACUAACUACGUCUUUCCAGAGGUCCUGUACAGCGGGGUUCAGCUGGCCCCCGGGGAAUUUGAGGUGUUGAGUGAUGGGCGUUUGAUAAGUAAGAUAGCACCAACAAAGCCAGUUGUCACUGUGACGCUUUUUGGACGGUGGUAUGAAAAGGAUCAUGUGAAACAAGACCCACAACCACCAGCCUCCCCGUGAUGCUAUUAUAGCUGAAUCUGUACACGACUGACAUCAUGUCUGAAUGGGAUAUGACAUCAUUGGCUAAAAGAUAAUUAUCUUUCUUAAUUCCAGUUGCACAAGCUU